Molecule: messenger RNA, 4986 nt
Organism: Ogataea philodendri
Lineage: Eukaryota; Fungi; Ascomycota; Pichiomycetes; Pichiales; Pichiaceae
Exons: 4
Coding region: 1-4986 (1661 amino acids)
Biological process (GO): UDP-N-acetylglucosamine metabolic process; fructose 6-phosphate metabolic process; protein N-linked glycosylation
Molecular function (GO): acyltransferase activity, transferring groups other than amino-acyl groups; carbohydrate derivative binding; L-glutamine:D-fructose-6-phosphate transaminase (isomerizing) activity
Source: RefSeq, a predicted model, not a curated record
AUGCUCUGGAACGCUGACACCUCCCACAGAGACUCCUUGUCGACCCACUGCGGCAGCUCCGGGGCACUGUUGAGCGGGAAGAACAGCGACGAGUUCUGCACGAGCCCGACAAUCGCCCUGAUCCGGCUCAACAGCAGCGGGAAGUUGAGUCGCGCGUCGUCCUUCACCAACCCCCACGUCGAAACCGGUGUCUUGGCGUACUCGUCUCGGAUAUCCAGCAGUAACUGGUCGGAAAACCCACCCCACGCUGUAUCGAUUUCCGUCACCAAGUUCAGCCCACUCACCAGGUCGCACUUCUCCAAAGCGUACCUGAACGUUGUGUCGACAAAGUCGGUUUCCUUGUUGCCGUAUUCUGCUGCUCCCACGUCUAAGUAUGCCAUGGCAACCAAGAAAACUAACCGCCAGGAUCGUUUGAAGGCACACGCGCACGCGUUUGACGGGCUGCUUUCGCUGAUUCCGGCAAAGUACUAUUUCGACGAGGAGACGUCCAAUCAGUGGCAGCAGAAGAAGCAGACCAAGGGCCAGGCGAAGGAGAACAAGCGGGCGAAGCUGGAUCCGGACGCAAGCAAGGACGUGAGUGCGCAGGCGGAGCAGGAGGCGAAGGCGGAGCACGCGAAGCCGGUUGUUUUGCCGGGGAAGCGUGUGGUUUCUGAGCCUGAGGCAGAGGAGCCAGAGAGCGAAUCGGAGGAGGCUGUGACGGAGGAGCCCGAAGAGCUGCAGCUGGAGAAUGCGACGAUAGUGUUUGAUGACGACGGGGACGGAAACGCGCUUCCUGAGCCGCCUGUUGCGCGCAAGAAGGAGCUGACUCCCGAGAAGCGGAAGGAAAAGGCCGAGAAUCUGGCGCGGCUGCGGGCCAAGCUGGCCGAGAAGAUCAACGUGCUGAAGGAGAAGCGUAAGGCGCCCGGCACAAAGAACUCGAACGUGACGUCGCGGGAGCAGAUUCUCGAGGAGCGUCGCAAGAAGGAGGCUCUGAGGCGGCAGCAAAAGAAGGCCGCCAAGGAGGAACACAGCGACGAGGAGGACGACGAGGUGUCGAGCAGCGACAACGACGAGGUGGACGAGCAGGGCGACGUGGUGAUGUACAAUAAUAUCGAGUUCCACAGUGGCAGCAGAGCCACGUCGGACCUGAGCGGGGUGCGCAAGGUGGGGGGCAAGAAAGGCCCGGCCAACAACGACGUGCGUGCGCAUUUGAGAAAGGCAGAGCAGGAGAAGGCGCGGCUGGCGUCGAUGGACAAGGACAAGGCCCAGGAGGUGGAGGAGAAGCACCGGUGGAACAAGGCCCUGGCGAGCGUGCAGGGCGUGAAGGUGAAGGACGACGUGAAACUGUUGAAGAAGGCGCUGAAGCGCAAGGAGUCCAAGAAGCGCAAGAGUGAGCGGGAGUGGGGCGACAGAAAACAGUACGUUGCGGACCAGAUCAAGGCGAAGCAGGACAGAAGAGAGGAGAAUCUGCGGAUCCGCCGCGAAAACAAGGGCAAGAACCGCAAGCAUCAGACAAAGCAGCUGCGUCAAAUCAUCGACACUCUGGUGGAAGGUCUUUCCAAAUUGGAAUAUAGGGGAUAUGACUCGGCGGGAAUUGGUAUUGAUGGAGAAAACGAGUUUGACGAGUCUUCUCCAGCCAAGGAGAUUGCUAUCUACAAGCAAGUCGGCAAGGUGGCCAAUCUCAAGGACGAGAUCAAGUCCCAUAACUUGAACACGUCCGAGACUUUUGCAAACCACGUUGGUAUUGCUCACACUAGAUGGGCCACCCACGGAGGAGUCACCCAAUUGAACUGCCAUCCUCAGCCUUCCGACCCGAAAAACGAGUUCAUCGUGGUCCAUAAUGGUAUCAUCACCAAUUACAGAGAAUUGAAGACCCUUUUGAAAAGUAAAGGCUAUGUUUUCAAUUCCGACACCGAUACUGAAGUUAUUGCCAAGCUGUUCAAAUAUUAUUUCGACAAAGACAACGACUUGGAGUUCUAUCAACUCGCGAAGGAAGUUCUGUACCAAUUGCAAGGCUCCUACGGUUUGUUGGUGAAAUCCAUCCAUUACCCAAAUGAAUUGGUGGCCACCAGAAAAGGUUCUCCAUUGUUGAUCGGUGUCAAGAGUGAACAAAAGCUCAAGGUCGACUUUGUCGACGUGGAGUUCAUUUCUGACCCAUCAACAGAGACCAGAGGCACCAACGGAAACAGCUACUCUAACUCUUACUUGACAGUUCCAACCACACACGAGAUGGCAUUGAGAAAGUCCGAAUCCAGAGCCAUUCUGCCGGACUACAACAAACCUAUUGAAUUCUUUGUUUCCUCGGACGCAUCUUCGGUGAUUGAGCACACAAAGAAGGUGCUGUUCUUGGAGGACGACGACAUUGCUCACAUUGACAACGGAGAGUUGCACAUCCAUAGAGCUGCCAAAUCCGCAGGAAUGUCCACCACCAGACCGGUGCAUACUCUUGAGAUGCAACUGGCCGAGAUCAUGAGAGGUGGAUACGACCAUUUCAUGCUCAAGGAGAUUUUCGAGCAGCCAGACUCUACUUUCAACACUAUGAGAGGAAGAUUGGACUUCAAGAACAAGAGCAUCACCUUGGGUGGUAUUAAAGAGUUUUUGACCAGUAUAAGACGUUCAAGAAGAUUCCAGAUGAUUGCCUGCGGAACUUCUUACCACUCCUGUUUGGCUGUGAGAUCUUUGUUUGAGGAGUUGACCGAGGUGCCUGUUUCAGUCGAUCUGGCCUCUGACUUUUUGGACAGAUCUCCUCCGAUCUUCAGAGACGACACAUGUAUAUUUGUGUCUCAGUCAGGAGAAACUGCAGAUUCUAUGAUGGCGUUGAAGAUCUGUCGUGCUGCUGGAGCUUUGACUGUUGGAGUGGUGAACUCUGUUGGUUCGAGUAUUUCUCGUGAGACCGAUUGUGGUGUGCACAUCAACGCAGGUCCAGAAAUCGGAGUUGCAUCCACCAAGGCUUACACUUCUCAAUACAUUGCGCUGGUGAUGCUUGCUCUACAGAUCUCGAACCAUGUUGUGACCAACUCAGAGCGUCAUCAAGAGAUCAUCAGAGGACUAGAGGAGAUCCCAUCACAGAUCGAGAAGGUGUUGCAGCAGAAGAAUUUCAUCAAGGAUGUUUCUAACAAGUACUUGCAUGGAAAGGAGUCGAUCCUGGUUGUGGGCCGCGGAUACCAGUAUGCUUCUGCAUUGGAAGGUGCAUUGAAGAUCAAAGAGAUUUCGUACAUUCAUUCUGAGGGAAUUCAAGCUGGAGAGUUGAAGCACGGAGUGCUGGCGUUGGUUGACGAAAAGCUGCCGAUUGUGGCGUUUGCUACCCAGGACGCGUUCUCCGCCAAGAUGAACUCUGCGGUGCAGCAGAUAACAGCACGUGAUGGCCACCCGAUCAUCAUUGCGACCGAGGGUGAUACACUAAUAGAACAUUCCAAGGCAUCUGCGGUGAUUGAGGUUCCCAAGUCCGUUGACUGUUUGCAAGGUCUGUUGAACAUUAUUCCUUUGCAGCUGAUGAGUUACUAUCUGUCUGUUGCAGCCGGAAACAACCCUGAUCGGCCAAGAAAUCUUGCUAAGUCAGUCACUGUUGAAAAGCCGCGGCCCACCGCCACACGUGCGGCGUCGAUUUCGGCCCAUACUUCCAGAGCAUCAAAUCCCCAACUUUCAUUCCCCUGUCUUGAGAAGUUGGAGCAGCGGUCGCAGUCUUUGGUCGAAAACGGACCUGAGCCGGCCUAUUCCAAGGUCACCGAGGACAAGGCGGAGAUUUUCCGUUCUUACGAGCCUAUUUUCCUUGAUUACGGAGGUUUUCUACCCCAGUUCCAAGUUGCUUAUGAGACUUGGGGAACGCUCAACAAGGACCGUUCGAACGCCAUUUUGUUGCAGACCGGACUGUCUUCCUCCUCACACGCCCAUUCCACCGAAAAAAACCCGUCCAAGGGCUGGUGGGAGAACUUUAUUGGUCCCGGCAAGUAUCUUGACACCGAUAAAUACUUUAUUGUGUGCACCAACGUGAUUGGCGGCUGUUUUGGAUCCACGGGUCCGUCGUCAAUCGACCCGGCCGACGGCCAGGUCUACGCCACGCGGUUCCCUAUCCUGUCGAUCAACGACAUGGUGAGAGCCCAACACCGUCUGGUCAAGGACCAUUUGGAGAUCGAUAAGCUGUUGGCCGUGAUGGGCUCGUCCAUGGGCGGAAUGCAGUGUCUUGCGUACGCCCACGAGUUCACCGACGAGGUCGACAAGGUGAUCAGCAUCUCUGGUUGUGCCAGAUCGCACCCGUACUCCAUCGCCAUGAGACACUGUCAAAGACAAGUGUUGAUGACCGAUCCAAACUGGAAUAAAGGCUACUACUACGGGUCUUUGCCGCCACACACGGGAAUGAAGCUUGCCAGAGAAAUCGCCACCAUCACAUACCGGUCUGGUCCCGAGUGGGAGUCGCGGUUCGGCGUCGAGAGGUCAGACCCUUCCAAACAGCCUGCUCUGUGUCCGGACUUUUUGAUCGAGACGUAUUUGGACCACGCGGGAGAGAAAUGGUGUCUUCAAUACGAUCCGAACUCGUUCCUGUACAUCUCCAAGGCCAUGGACCUGUUCGACAUGGGUCUGGCUUCCAGAUCAAAGGCAUACAAGAGCCGGUUGCAAACCCAGGCUAAGUAUAAUGGCGAGGUUGUUCCUGACGAGGAGCUCGAGUACAAGCCGUUGAACCAGUGCAGUUUUGACGAGCCUAUCAAGGAGAACAAGCGGACAAGAAGACUGACCCCCGAGGAGUCGUCGCGCGAUCUGAUGCUUGGACUCUCCAAGUUGUCGAAGAAACAGGUCCUGGUGAUAGGUGUCGAGUCCGACAUCCUGUUUCCGGCCUGGCAACAGCGCGAAAUGGCCGACCUGCUCAGACAGGGAGCCAUCGAGACCGGCGGAGACGCUACCAACAUCCACCACGUCGAGCUGGCCAAAGAGGACAGCUAUUACGGCCACGACACGUUCCUGCUUGCUCUGGACCACAUUGGCCAGCCGGUGAGCGAGUUUUUGAAAAAAUAG